Molecule: messenger RNA, 576 nt
Organism: Epithele typhae
Lineage: Eukaryota; Fungi; Basidiomycota; Agaricomycetes; Polyporales; Epitheliaceae
Product: cell division control protein 42
Exons: 5
Coding region: 1-576 (191 amino acids)
Biological process (GO): small GTPase-mediated signal transduction
Molecular function (GO): GTPase activity; GTP binding
Source: RefSeq, a predicted model, not a curated record
AUGCAGACAAUCAAGUGUGUUGUUGUAGGAGAUGGUGCGGUCGGCAAGACGUGUCUUCUGAUCUCGUACACGACGAACAAAUUCCCCAGUGAAUAUGUCCCGACUGUCUUCGAUAACUACGCUGUAACCGUCAUGAUCGGCGAGGACCCAUACACCCUGGGUCUGUUCGAUACUGCGGGUCAGGAGGAUUACGACCGCCUGCGCCCACUAUCAUACCCGCAGACGGACGUCUUCCUGGUCUGCUUCAGCGUGACGUCGCCGGCGUCAUUUGAGAACGUCAAGGAGAAGUGGUUCCCCGAGGUCCACCAUCACUGUCCCGGUGUGCCUUGCCUCAUCGUCGGCACGCAGGUCGAUCUGCGGGACGACCCUCAAGUGCUGGAGAAGCUACAGAGGCAGAAGCAGCGUCCUGUUGCACCUGAGCAGGGCGAGCGGCUCGCGAGAGAACUUGGUGCGGUGAAGUAUGUAGAGUGCUCUGCGCUGACGCAGAAGGGCCUGAAGAACGUUUUCGACGAGGCGAUCGUGGCGGCUCUCGAGCCACCGGUUGUGAAGAAGAAAAGGGGGUGCACCAUCCUCUAA